Molecule: messenger RNA, 6193 nt
Organism: Micropterus dolomieu (smallmouth bass)
Lineage: Eukaryota; Metazoa; Chordata; Actinopteri; Centrarchiformes; Centrarchidae
Gene: fhod1
Product: formin homology 2 domain containing 1
Exons: 28
Coding region: 125-4384 (1419 amino acids)
Biological process (GO): actin filament network formation; cortical actin cytoskeleton organization
Cellular component (GO): cytoplasm; cytoskeleton
Molecular function (GO): actin filament binding
Source: RefSeq, a predicted model, not a curated record
CAGCAGCUUCACCGGUGGCCGCGCAGCGAGGACCGGGUUCGCUUCAUUUGAAAAGCUGCUCCGGUGAGUCCGCACCGAGUCCCACGCGCACCUUCAGCCGCAGUCGGGUUGCGGUCACACGGCCAUGGCGUCCAUCGUUUGCCGGGUCCAGUACCUGGAGGACUCGGAUCCGUUUAUCUGCACAAACUUUCCCGAACCUCGGAGACCUCCGACGGUGAGCGUGGAGGAGAACCUGCCGCUCAGUGAGCAGAUCGCCGGGAUACACAAGCUGCUGGAGGCGCCGCUCAAGCUGGAGGAGUGCACCCUUCAGUUGUCUCCUCAUGGGAACUACCUGGACCUGGACUCGUCUCUGGCCGAGCAGAGGGACGAGCUGGAGGGCUUCUAUGAAGACGUGACAAAAGGGAAGAAGCCCCUCCUGAUCCUGAGGACUCAGCUCUCGGUCCGAGUGCACUCCGUCCUGGAGAAGCUGUACAACUCUCAGGGUCCAGAGCUCAGGCGGUCCCUCUUCUCUCUCAAACAGCUCUUCCAGGAUGAUAAAGACCUGGUUCCAGAGUUCGUGGCCUCUGAAGGUUUGACCUGUUUCAUUAAAGUUGGAGCGGAGGCCGACCACAACUACCAGAACUACAUCCUGAGAGCUCUCAGUCAGAUCAUGCUGUUUGUGGACGGGAUGAACGGAGUGAUAAACCACAAUGAGACGGUGCAGUGGCUCUACACGCUGACAGGAAGUCUGUCCCGUCUGCUGGUGAAGACGUCUCUGAAGCUGCUCAUCGUCUUCGUGGAAUAUUCAGAGUCCAACAGUCCUCUGCUCAUCAGCGCCGUCAACACAGUGGACGGAAGGAGAGGUGAGAAGCCGUGGAGUUACGUGAUGGAGGUCCUGCAUGAGAGAAACGGCUCCGACACAGAGCUCCUGAUGUUCACCAUGACGCUCAUCAACAAGACUUUAGCGGUGCUCCCGGACCAGGACUCGUUCUACGAUGUGACAGACAGUCUGGAGCAGUUGGGGAUGGAGACCGUCAUCCACAAACACAUGAAGAACAAGGGGACGGAGGCAGACCUGCGAGCGCAGUUCACCAUCUACGAGGCAGCUCUGAGGUAUGAGGACGGCGAGAUGGACGACUCGUCCCCUCACAUCCGCAAAGAGAGAAGAAAGAUGGCCACCGGAGAGCAGGAGGGACGAAAGGGCCGCCGCUCGUCCAGCCAAAACCUCCCCGACCUCCUGUCCUCCUCUGCAGGCUCCUCCCCCACUACUCCUGCUGUCCCCUCCCCCAUCACUCCUGCCGUCCCCUCCCCCUCCACCACCCCUCUUGCCGCCCCCUCCCCCUCCCUCACCCCUCCUGCCGUCCUCUCCCCCUCCCCCGCCAACAUCCCCCUCUCCCCCGCCCUCUCCUCUGCCUCCUCCCCCAGCCCCACGGCGAUGUUAGGUAGCAGGUCCUCGUCCCCGCUGACCUCUGACCCCGGCAGUCCCGCUUCCAGUCCAUCUGGAUCCCAGAGAGGGUCUCCCCUGCCCCCCCUCACAGCCCCCAACGGUACCAUGACCACAGAGCAGGAACCAAAGAAACCAUCCAGCGCGAGUCGCUCUUUCCUCAGCCACCACAUGUCAGCUCUAGGUCUGAGCAGGAGGUCCAGGCUCUUCUCCAAAGCCAGCUCCAUCUCCGAGGAGCCUUCAGCCACCCGCAGCUCGUCCUCAGACCUCUCUCACCAAGAGAACUCGUCCCAGUUGAACCCGGAGCAGCCUGACAACAAGACGGAGACUAAAACCAGUUUCAAUUCCUACCCCAGCUCUGGGUCUGGGGAGGCUGACCUUCCCUUUUGCCCAGAUGACUGUAACAAGCCGGUUCUGAGGAUGUAUAAAGACACCUUCCUGCGCACCCUGGCAGCCACACAGUGGGAUAAGAAGAGGAGAAGUAAACAGCUGGACCAGUCUGAUGACGUCGUAACCCCGAGCCUGCAGCCUGCAGAGGAGGGCAGCGGUGCCCCAGCUGAGGAGCUGCCGCCUCAGGCCUCGACGUCCGCUACUUUGGACACAAACAAACACACUGACUCCCAGAAUGACCCAGCAGGGUCGGUGCAGCGGCAGUGCAGCACUCUGUCCAACGACAAGAAGUUUCUGCUGGACAUGCUGUUCUCCAAGACGUCGAGCGCAGCGCCUCUGAGCCCGACCGCUGCAGCCCCGGACACCACCGAGGAAGAAGGGAGCCUCCUGCCCGGUGGAGAUCUGGGCGGUCGGGGGCGUGUGGUGGACCGUCUGUCCGACUUCAGAGCGCGCUCCGUCGAGCCGUCCGGCCCCAGCGAGCGCAGCGCCUCCCGCAGGGCGGAGCUGGAGGGGCUGGAAGGCUCCGCCCAGGCAGCUCGGGCCCGACUGGCUGAAGAGCAACAGACCCGUUACCUCCGGCAGCAGAGCAGCGUAGACGUGGAGGGCCCCGUCCGCCGCCUGGAGAUGACCCCGCUGGGCCCCGGGGGCCCCUCUGACGCCUGGGAGCAGCUGCAGCUGAGCGCCGCCGCCUUGCGCAUCAAAGACCUGGACUUCUCUGACCUGCUGGACGAGGAGGACAUCGACGUCUUGGACAUGGACACAUUCGUCGACUCCUCCUCCUGCUCCUCCGGCAUCCCUCCCCCUCCUCCUCCUCCCCCGGGCCUAGCUGGUCCUCCUCCUCCUCCUCCUCCUCCCCCCCCUCCUCCACCAGGGGGUCCAGCCUGUCCCCCACCUCCUCCCCCUCCUCCUCCUCCAGGUGCUCCUCCUCCUCCUCCCUCGUCCUCAUCGUCCUCCUCUCAGAAGAAGAAGAAGAUGGUGAAGUUGUUCUGGAAGGAGCUGAAGCAGGCGGACGGACCUCAGAAGUGCCGGUUCGGUCGGGGGACGGUGUGGGCGUCUCUGGACAAGGUGGCGGUGGACACGUCCCGACUCGAACACCUGUUUGAGUCUAGAGCCAAGGAGCUCGCUGUCUCCAAGAAAGGACCUGAGACAAAGAAGUCUGAGAUUCUGGUUCUGGACUCUAAGAGGAGUAACGCCAUCAACAUCGGGAUGACCGUCCUGCCGGCUGUGCACGUCAUCAAGACCGCCAUCCUCAACUUCGACGAGUUCGCCAUCAGCAAGGAGGGGAUAGAGAAGAUCCUGACCAUGACCCCCACAGAGGAGGAGAAGCAGAAGAUCCAGGAGGCCCAGCUGGCCAAUCCUGACGUUCCUCUGGGCACGGCGGAGCAGUUCCUGUUCAGCCUGGCCUCCAUCAGCGCCCUGACCCCCCGUCUGCAGCUCUGGGCCUUCAAACUGAACUACGAGGCUCUGGAGAAGGAGAUCGCAGAGCCGCUGUUUGACCUGAAGCUGGGCAUGGAGCAGCUGGCCUCCAAUCAGACCUUCAGGAGGAUCCUGGCCACGCUGCUCGCCAUCGGGAACUUCCUCAACAGCUCCAACGCUAAAGGCUUUGAGCUGGGUUACCUGGAGAAGGUGGUGGAGGUGAAGGACACGGUUCACCGUCAGUCUCUGCUGCAUCACACCUGCAGCCAGGUGGUGGAAAAUUACCCAGAAUCCUCUGAUGUCUACUCCGAGAUCCCCGCCAUCACCCGCUCCGCCAAAGUGGACUUUGAGCUGCUGGCGGAGAACCUGGUCCAGCUGGAGAGACGCUGCAAAGCAUCAUGGGACAACCUGAAGGUGGUGGCCAAACACGAAACCAAAGCGGUGCUGAAGAACAAGAUGACGGACUUCCUGAAGGACUGCACGCAGAGAAUCAUCAUCCUGAAGGUCGUGCACCGGAGGGUCAUCAACAGGUUCCACUCCUUCCUGCUGUUCCUGGGUCAGCCCUCCUCCUCGGUUCGGGACAUCAAAGUCACCAGUUUCUGUCGGAUCAUCAGCGAGUUCGCUCUGGAGUACCGCACCACCAGAGAGCGAGUCCUGACCAUGAAACGAAAGCGAGCCACUCACAGAGAGAGGACCAAGACCAGAGGCAAGAUGAUCACAGAGACGGAGAAGUUUUCAGGAGCGGUGGAUCAUCAGGACAGCAUCUCCCCCGUCUCCAUGGCGGCGGAGGCGGAGCCGGGUCACGGGGAGCAUGAGAACAUGAAGAACCUGCUGAUCAGCAGCGACAGCCUGAGCGCCGACCCCAGGAGCCUGAGGCGCUCCAGAGCUGUCCGCAGUUUCGGGAGGGUGAGUCCGUCUCCGAUGUCUGUGGCCAGAGAAGACGGGGUCAGCUCCCAGGACGACGCCACAGAUGAGAUCAUGGACCGACUGGUCAAGUCUGUUACCCGGAAUCCAUCAGAGAAACCGUCCAGCCCCAAGACCCGAAAACGGUCCCGACUGAACAGGAAGUCACUGAGGAGGACUCUGAAGAGCGGCCUCACUGUGGACGUGGUUCAGGCUCUGGGACUCAACAGCAAAACAGGAGACAACGUCUGAUCCAUUUGUCAGUGAACACUAUUGAUUAAAGAGACUGAACCCAGAGCAGCUGAGAGACACCACUGGACGCCACAAGGAGCAGGCGAUUGGUCUCCUGCAGGAGGAGAAUCCUCGACCUGCUCGAGGACCUUUCUCUCAGCUGCUCGGUUACAAACAGGAAGAAACGUUGGCACAUUGGACCGGACUUUAGUUUGUGGUUUGUGGUUUUGGUUCUUGAACAUCCAUGAAUGUUUAUAAAUUUGAUGUAGAAAAUCAGAAUGCAGAAAGCGGAGUGAUAACACAUCAGGAUAGUUGAAUAAUAAUGAGUUAAUAUUAACGUGUUGACAAAGAGCAGAUGUUUCAUAUGAACAGUUGAGCAGAACGUGAGCCAAGAAACCCGUUCUUUCAAACUGCCUCCGUGUUUUUAUAACCUUUCCCCUUCACACUGAUCGUUGCAGCGGCGACCUCUUUACACUGCAACUCAGCUAAAGAGACGUCUUCACCUCUGAGACGUUCUCACCACAAGGUCCGUUUAGUCGUCUGGAGCUUUUGAUUGGACGGCAAAGUGUAACUGAUAACUUAAUCUGGUCUUUGUUGACCUCUGUGCAACACCUCUGACCACGCCCGUCACAGUGAGAGACGUCACUUGCUCGGUUUCUAUUUAUUCGCAGUGUGAAAGUCGAGGUGUUUUCUUCCUUUUUAUAUCUUUGUGUUUGUGUUUUCCUCACCUGCAGAGCACCUGUGGAUCUUUCCUUUACACAUUUACCACUUUACAAAUUCACGCAUUGUUAGAAAUCACACUGAAGAAAUAAAGUUAACUAACAUGGGAGCAGUUUGAAAUGCACAUUUAACCCGAGCAUCAAGCAUUUGCCAUCCUGGAAAACAAAAUAAAGUCCUUAAAGGUUUUGAAAAUGGACGCCCCUGAAAAUGUUUAAUCUUAAAGCCAAACCCAGAAGCUUGUAGCGAAACAGUUCUGGGAUCAAUGAAUCUGAUUAAACUCACUAAACACUUAAACGGGUCUUUGAAUUUCCCUAAAGGGGACAUUUAAACCUUUAAACUUUCUGCACUCUGUUCAUUCUGAACCAGAACUCUAUACAUUUAACCAAACAGUCAGUUAUUUAUUAAUUUACCUUAUUAAAAACAAUGUGUGACAGAUUGUUACUGCAUCUCUAUUUGAUUAUUGUGACUUGAACUGAUGGAUAAAGUCUUUACAGUUUGUUCUUACAGUAAUAAUUUUUGAAUGUUAAAGCAGGAGAUUUAAAAUGUGAAAAUCCAUCACAUCCUGUAAAAAUGAAUCAAACUAAUUUGGCACGUUUUUAGAGCUGGAGUGCAAGAGCUCUACAUUUAAAUAAUUAACGCUUUUCUCGCCACGUAAACCUCGCGGCAUACCGGCUUUUUGAAAUCUGGUGUCUGUGGCGACGUCACCGCUGCUGAACAGCUUAAAAAUGUGUUUUAUAAACAAACCUGCUCUAUUAUCACUCCAGCCUGCACAGAAAGCUCCUUGAAAGUCCUUGAAAAGUUAAGCGUGAAUGUUUCUUAUCACCAGGCUUCAACUAAACAAAAUCACACGUCACAAAAACCUGUCACUCUGGUGUUUUCUUAUCUCGUUGAUUCACAGGAUGGAGAGUUAUCGCUUCUGUACAGCUGUGUUAUUUUUGCACUUUGUGGUGUUUUUGGGGUCAGUCGUGUUCAUUCUGUUGUCGUGUUCAUUCAGGCACAGACCGUCUGAGACUCAUGAACAUUUUAUAGAAAGACUUUAUGGAAGAUUGAAUGUGUUCCAGGUAUGAUUAAUAAUGAUUUUUAAUAAAGAACGAAAGGAUUUAAAAAUUA